AUGGAAUUUGCACAGCAGCAACAUCAGCAAAUACAGAAGCCAGAGUAUCUUUCGGGCCCGUCGCAUUGGUCACGCGGUCCAAGUCCCUUGCGGCAUCUGGUCGGCACUCCGCAGUCGCCCACGGAGGCAUCAGAAGGUACUAUUCGAGGUGGCGAAAUUACACCCCGCAGACGCGACAGUAUUGUCGCAGACCCUAGCACGUUGAUUUCUCAUGUUUGUCUUUGGGGAGUCAAUGGGCCAUGUGAAAGCGGUGGCUUUGCAACGAAGGAAGAGCUCAAUUGGCACGUGAAAGCUGAGCAUUUGUUGGUUUGCCCUGUUCUUGGGUGUACAGAAUCAUCAUUCGAGGAUGCCUCACUGGUUGAUGUCCAUUUGAGAUGGUCUCAUAAGAGUAGUGUUCUGAAAAUCGAUCAACAAGUUCGUCGUUCCAGUGACUUGCUCAACACAUCGGCGAUGAAGAGGUCUUCGUCUUCAGAUCAACCGAAUUACCCAGCCAGCACAAAAAUCCCAUGUUUGCCUCAAUUACGCAAGGAGGAGAUGAGACUUAGGAUGGAUAUGACGAUCGCGACUUCCAAGAAAAAGUGUCGGGAGCAGCUGCGGAGUGUGAUUGACAAGAAGUCCAAGAGACAAGCAGCUGUAACGCCGAGAUCUAUCGAGAGUCCUAGUAUGAUGAUGAGAAGUUGGACCCCCAAGGUAAUUGAAUCAGUCAGUUUUCCCGUCGUUUGGGAACAUGGGGUAUUGCCCUUUCUCGUCGAAUUGAUGCCAAAAUGGUGCGGCCCUGGCCACGUGAUAAGCGUUAUACGCGGAAAGAAACGAGACGCGCGAAGGAUCUGCAUAAUGACGGCUACACCUAUGUCGAAAGCCCGCAAGAUUAUGAUUGCAGGUCAUGUGCGCGACCUACUACCUGAUGCAUACAGGGGUAAUAUCAAUUUCGUGUUCUCCGUUGGUGACGUCGAACGUCUUACUUGGGCUAGGGGUCUCAGCAAAGACAUGCCAGACGAUAUUUGCAUCCCACGAAACCCGUUUUGUUAUGUCAGUCCUCAGAUGGGAGACAGCAUAGGCAUGGUUCUACCAGAUGGUGAUACCACCGCUACGUUGGGGCCGUGCCUCAAGAUUGGGGAUGCAGCAUUCUGGCUCGCCAAUUUUCAUCCAUUCGUAGAAGCUGAUCUAAAUGGCGAUCCUGUGAACGUCGAGCAUCCCUCGCCUGAAGAUCGUGACCGAUGUUCUAGCGAGAAUCAUGACGCCUUGGACAGCGCAGAAAUUGAUGUCCGGUUGGGUACCCUGACAGCGACUUCGGGGUAUGACUUGAAGACAACACGCAUCACUCAUGAUCCCUAUUGGGAAGAUUGCGAGAAAGAGCCGCCGCUCGUUGUGACUGAUUGGUCUUUGAUAUCGUCAAAAAGUCGACAGGCCAACAUGCUUCGAAAAUUUCCCAGCACGGCAACUCCUCAGAGAGAUGUGCCCAUUACUAAAUCGAGCAGUGUUGUACCCGGUGUCGAAGUUUGCUCUACCGGUCGGACGUCUGGUUUCAAGCAUGGUCAAGUAUGCGAGAUUCCAGCAUAUCUCGACGGCCGAAAGAACGGUACAGGGAAGGCAACUCGGGAGUGGUUUAUUGAAGAGCAGUUCGAGAAUGAGAGCGAAGAGUCUUGGAUCCGUGGUGGUAUGGGCGUCCCAGGUGACAGUGGGGCUGCCGUGGUUGAUUGUGAGACAAAUGCAUUGAUCGGGCAACUCUGGGGGCGUAAUAAGUAUUUCGGGCCCGGUCCCAGGCUGACUUUCUUCACGCCCGUUUUUGACAUCUUUGAUGACAUCCAAGAGCGAUGUGGAGAACAGACACGCCCACAGCUACCGCAAUACCGGGAAGAAGCAGACCGAUGGCCUGCAUACCCUAUCUGCAGACCUUGUUUUGACCUUCAGGAGUACAUGGCUAGUCGCCGAAGUUCUCGCGAGUCGCUGAUAUCCAUGAUCCCUGGGGCUGGUAUACUGGCGGACAAAGAAAACGAUCUGAACUCGGUUUCUGAACUCGCUACCCCAAGAGAGUGCGGUGAUCAGGCGUAUUGGAUCCGACAUGCAGGCACAGAAGAUGCUGGAUCCUUUUUCGGAAGUGUAGUCUCACCCACGCCUGUGAUGAGCACAUUUUUCUAUAAUCCUCACGUUGCUUCACCGAGGCCGCACGUGUUGGAGAUGAAGAGUCCCUACGCGUUGGACUUACACGACGAUGAUCUCCAUGACGCUGGCAUUGACAGCUCGUAUAGCGGCCUGGGGAAGCGGCAGAUAGGUUCGGUGGCUUUGAUGAGGAGUGGCAGUCAACAAUCAGGCAAGAAGAGAAGGAUCAUGUAA
This is a messenger RNA of Truncatella angustata, 2334 nucleotides long. RefSeq lists its product as uncharacterized. The record is from RefSeq and is a predicted model, not a curated record. Bases 1 to 2334 code for a protein of 777 amino acids. Lineage: Eukaryota; Fungi; Ascomycota; Sordariomycetes; Amphisphaeriales; Sporocadaceae. The transcript is spliced from 2 exons.